GGGUUACUACUUGGUGUUGCUGCUGGUUACUAUGUAGGAUGUGGUAGAAUUAGCAGCCAGGCUGGGUAACUUUUAGGUAGCUUUAGGGGGGCAUCUGUUUUAUUGGCACUGAGAGAGACUGUGAAAGUAUGCGUGUGUGUGUGUGUGUGUGUGUGUGGGGGGCCACAUCCUUUUACAAAACGUUUCUCCACUAUUACGGUAUUGUGGGUGCAGGACUGCGGUGGGUAAGGUGUGAGUUGGUGGCCAGGUAGCUAGUAGAGAGGAGAGAGAGGAGAGACUAGUGACUAACUGUGUACUACGUACAGGACUGAGGUGGGUAGGUGGCCAGGUAGCUACAUGGUAGAGAGGAGAUAGAGAGAGACUAGUGACUAACUGUGUGCAGUACUGAGGUGGGUAGGUGGCCAGGUAGCUAGUAGAGAGGAGAUAGAGAGUGACUAGUGACUAACUGUGUGCAGUACUGAGGUGGGUAGGUGGCCAGGUAGCUACAUAGUAGAGAGGAGAGAGAGAGAGACUAGUGACUAACUGUGUUCCACUACAGGACUGAGGUGGGUAGGUGGCCAGGUAGCUAGUAGAGAGGAGAUAGUGAGAGACUAGUGACUAACUGUGUGCAGUACUGAGGUGGGUAGGUGGCCAGGUAGCUACAUAGUAGAGAGGAGAUAGAGAGAGACUAGUGACUAACUGUGUGCAGUACUGAGGUGGGUAGGUGGCCAGGUAGCUAGUAGAGAGGAGAUAGAGAGAGACUAGUGACUAACUGUGUGCAGUACUGAGGUGGGUAGGUGGCCAGGUAGCUAGUAGAGAGGAGAUAGAGAGUGACUAGUGACUAACUGUGUGCAGUACUGAGGUGGGUAGGUGGCCAGGUAGCUACAUAGUAGAGAGGAGAUAGAGAGUGACUCACUGUGUGUAAUUACUACAGGACUGAGGUGGGUAGGUGGCCAGGUAGCUAGUAGAGAGGAGAUAGAGAGUGACUAGUGACUAACUGUGUGCAGUACUGAGGUGGGUAGGUGGCCAGGUAGCUACAUAGUAGAGAGGAGAUAGAGAGUGACUAGUGACUAACUGUGUUCAACUACAGUACUGAGGUGGGUAGGUGGCCAGGUAGCUAGUAGAGAGGAGAUAGAGAGUGACUAGUGACUAACUGUGUGCAGUACUGAGGUGGGUAGGUGGCCAGGUAGCUACAUAGUAGAGAGGAGAUAGAGAGUGACUCACUGUGUGUAAUUACUACAGGACUGAGGUGGGUAGGUGGCCAGGUAGCUACAUAGUAGAGAGGAGAUAGAGAGUGACUCACUGUGUGUAAUUACUACAGGACUGAGGUGGGUAGGUGGCCAGGUAGCUACAUAGUAGAGAGGAGAUAGAGAGUGACUCACUGUGUCUAAUUACUGCAGGACUGAGGUGGGUAAGGUGUGGGGAGAGCUGGCCAGCAGGGACCCCAGUCUCCUGGAGCCGUUUGAGCGGUUCCUGAGUGGAGUCAUGUCUGAGCUGAAGCAGUCCCAACACGACAAGGAGAAACUGGAGACACACAUGAAGAGAGCAAUGGACCAGCACAACAGAGAGGUAAUGGAGAUGGAGGACCUUCUGGAACAACACCUCAGUGAGGUCCAGGAAGACCACCAGAUCAAGAGUGCUACAAAGACGCAGCUGCUGUCCAGUAGGUUCCAGGCGUUGCUGGCCGCGAGGGACCAGGUGAUCCACCAGCUGGCGGACAAGGAGACCAGACUCAAGAAGGAACUCCAGAACAAGUCUCGCAGCGAAGAGAGACUCAUAGAGGAGAGAGAGGGCCUGCUCAAGGCCAACUACCUGCUGAAGGACCAGAUGGACAAGUCACUAAGGUCUCUGUCUCUCUCCCGACGGGCCGUCAAGAAAGGUCUUCAUCGGUCGGCCACCGUGGAGGGGGGCCCUAACUCUCUCCAGGGGAGUGUGGAGGUCCACCACUCCAGGCAACUACCUGCAGUACCUGUCUCUGGCAGUCCACCUGUUCAAUACUUCCCUCCUAAGAAGAGCCCUCGUCACAGCUCCCCACAAACCAGCAUUCCUCGAGAGUUGUCACGGGAACUGGCCGAGUCCUCAGACCACACCCCCUCCAGUCGGGAGACCACACCCCGCCCACACGUCCAGGGUGAACCGGCCGAGGGGACCGGCGAGAGGAAAGAGGCAGAGGUGGAAUUUAGUCUGGACCCCCAUAUUGAGGGGUUUGAAAGUCGACCCCCCAGCCGUGUCCUAAAGACCAGUGCGGACGCCACUCGAGACAAAAACCUUCACCACGAGCUAUACCAGCACGACCCUUCUCAAGCCCCACCCACUGAUGAUCCUGGGUCACAUGACCCUCACGUGACAAAAGCCACACCCACCAACUCCGCCCUCUCUCACCUGACCAACGACAUUCUCACGUACAGCAGCCAGGUUUCCCGGGGGACACCUGCUGCGACAUCGUCGGUCUCUCAGUCGACAUGGUUACCUAACAGGAACGAGGUACAGCGAUCGUCUUCUCCCAUGGCCGUCAACAGAGUCUUCAAGGUUGUCUUUCUCGGUAACAGCGGGGUUGGAAAGACGUCGCUAAUCGUGAGGGUGUGUCAGGGUCAGUUCGCCCCCGUCUCCUCCACCCUGGGCCUCGACUUCUGCACCAAGACACUCACAGUGGGUGAGGAGAGGGUCAUCUUCCAGCUCUGGGACACCGCCGGACAAGAGAGGUUCCACAAUGCCCUGACGUCAGUCUACUUCCGGAGAGCAGAUGCAUUUGUCAUUGUCUACGACGUCACCAGUAAAGAGUCGUUCAAGAGUGUUCGCAGCUGGCUCAGCAUCAUUACCGCCUCGCUGAGGGAGCACCCUCCGGUGCUAAUGUUGGUGGGGAACAAGAGUGACAGUAGUUCAGAGAGGAAGGUGACCAGCGAAGAGGGCCGCCUGCUUGCUCUGGAGCUCCAUGCAAUGUUCUCAGAAAUGAGUGCCCUCUCGGGGACCAACGUUCUCCAGGCUCACCAGACCCUAGCCAGCCUCCUCCUGGCCAGAGAGAACGAGGAACUCGAGAAAGCCAGGAAGGCAUCUCUCCAGCUGAACGCCCAGUCUCAGAAGAGAAGGUGCUUCUGCUGAGCUGAGCUCUCUCUACUGCGAUAGACACAGUGUCUUUUCAAUCAUUUUUCAUCCAUUUCCUGGUUUUUUUCUCGAUUAAUGUUGUAUUAUAUAUAUAUACCAUUGUCUAUAAUAUUAUGUCUCUUUGUUAUUCCCAUACAAUUGACAGUAUUGAUCAUGGAUUUUGCAGGCUAUGAAAAGA
Geodia barretti is the source of this 3259-nucleotide messenger RNA. Lineage: Eukaryota; Metazoa; Porifera; Demospongiae; Tetractinellida; Geodiidae. The record is from the annotation of a GenBank genome assembly.